This is a messenger RNA of Corapipo altera (White-ruffed manakin), 3060 nucleotides long. It is a transcript of the gene ERMARD, whose product is annotated as ER membrane associated RNA degradation. The record is from RefSeq and is a predicted model, not a curated record. The transcript is spliced from 19 exons. Lineage: Eukaryota; Metazoa; Chordata; Aves; Passeriformes; Pipridae. The coding region runs from base 44 to 1954 and encodes 636 amino acids.
UGACGCAGCGCGGGCGGGGCCGGCGGUAACGGAGGUACCGGAGAUGGCGUUGUCAGACUCGGUCAGUACUUGUCUUUCUCAGCCUGUGCAUUAUGCAAUUUGCAAACUUGGAUUUGAGAAGAAAGACACAUAUGAUAUUAACAAUAUUUUAUCUGGAAAUGGUGAAGUAUGUUGGCAGGCUGUUACAGAGCAUGUGCGUUACCUUGAAUCAGAUCAAAGUGUGGAUUAUAUCAAAAGUAUACGAUCGUUAGGACCUGUAUGUGAGUCUGUUAAUGUGCACUUCAAAUCUCUGACCAAGGAGCAAUUCAUAAUUCAGUAUGCAUCGUGGUUGCACUGGACAAACUGCACAGAGGUAUUUCUUGAAGUGUUUGAUGUUUUACAAUAUACACAAACUACAGAAGUUGCUCUUGGCUUAAUGAAACUAACAUCAUGCUUGGAGCGAGCCUUGGGUGAUGUAUAUUUACUUAAGGGUAAUGAUUGCCCUUUCCUUCUAAGAGACUUGCUCGCAUCUGAGCAGCUAGCAGUUAUCUUUGGACAAGCUGUAAUGAAUGUACUGAGGAUAUUCAUUGGAUCUCCAUAUGGUCUGAAUCUUCGUAAUGUUUUGUGGCAUGGGUUUGCAUCCCCACAAGAAAUUCCUACCAAAUAUUGUGCUAUGCUGCUUUUUUUAACUGCAGGGUUGGGUCAGUUGUUGCAGACUUAUCUUCUGCAAAAUAAAUGUAUUUUACUACAUCGACCUUAUGUGAUCUUCGUUAGCUUAGAGGAGCUUGAUGUAUUUCCAGAUCUUAAUAAUGAAACACUUUCCAUAGCUGAAGACCUUGUAAAACUGUCCAGUUUUGUAUUAAAAACAAUGUUACCAUUUUGGAUCGCUGCUUUAACAGCUUUCAAGCAAAGCAGGUAUGCUGACAGUGUGAUUCUCUUACUUCCUCAGCUGGAAGUUGGACUUAGAUUGCUCUUCACUACAACUAAUAAAUGUCCAAAUCGUUUGCUAACAGCUGAGUCUGCUGCUUUCUACACCACUUUCGAUGAGAUGCUAGCAAAGCAUUUGGAUAACAAUGAAGUCAACCAGCUACCUGUAGUUCUUGAAGAGCCUGCCAUGGAAUUUCUUUGGGAUUUCUUGAACCACCAGGAGGGUCCACGUGUAAGAGAUCGUUUAAGCCAUGGAGAAAUCAAUCUGGAAGCAUUUCCCAGAGAAGUAGCUAAUCAGAUAGUUGCAUUUGCAAUUACUCUUCUCUGCAGAUUCUCAGAUGAGAAUAUGUUUUCUCUUAAGGAACACACGGUCAUAAAACCACUGAUGAACUGUGCAAGUUGCUACCAAUCUCGAUUUCAUCCAAUUUCCCGUCUCAAGAAACAGGUGCUGGAAUGUAUGAAGAGCAUUCAUUUAUGGUCCGGAUUGCCAACAGUGUCUGAGGAACAAGUUCAAACAAUUAAAGGUUCAGAAGAAAACGCUGAAGCUAGUACUUUACUUUUGAUGAUAUCUGAAAUUACAUCUCAGUUGGUGCAAUAUAUGCCUCAGAACUGCUGUAGUUCAGAUGAUCCAAUCAAUAGUGUCCUAACAGAGAGGCUGUUGACUGAACUUUGUGAUACGCGUAUUUGCACGCUUUAUUCUCCUCGACCGGUUCUGGAAGUAGUGGUGAUACUCCGCAAAAUAAGCACGCAGUGCCAUCAAGUGUCCGAACAAGUUAUUGCCAGCGCUGAGGUGAGAUACACACAGUGGGUGAACAAGACUCUACGUUCUCGUCAGAGGCAUAACUAUCUACGGAUGUUGAACAGCAUUAAAUUUUUGUCUCCAGUGUUGCGACUCAUCUUAAUAUUGAUUACCAUGGAAGUAGUCAGUGUUCAUGCCGUUUGUAAGAAGAAUCCUUUUGAUUAUCAGCAGUAUCUAAAGAAGCAUCAAGACCAACUAGAGGUUUACCAAGGCAGGCACGGCACAAAUACAGUGAAACAUCUAUUAUGAUCACUUUUGGAGAAAUUGAACAUCUCUGAAAAAAGAAGUUUUGCAAACAUUUUAAUAAUUAGGUGGAUGUUCAUCACAUUUACCACACCACUACUUGCUGAGGACUUUUUGAAUUUACCAGAGGCUCAUCAGCUCCCCCUUUCCUUACUCAGUUUAAGAGAAUGAGUUCUUUGAAUUUAAAAAGUUACUUAUUCGAGCAAAUUAUUGUUUUACAAAACAUAAGUAUCCAGAUUAUCCCUUAUUAAUUGCUGUGAUAUCACGCAAAAAAAAUCUUAUCUCAAAAGUAGUAUGUACCUUUUGCACAAGAAUAAUAAUUGUCAAGAAAUGUGUUUAUUGAGAAAAUUGCACUAAGGUCUCAGUCUUAUUGCUGUGGUAAUGCUUUUUCAAUCUGUUGAAACUGAAAUGUGCUAUUCAUGUGCCACCCUGCAAAGAAGAUCUAGCUGAGCAUUGCUUGUUGGGUGGCCUUUGAAAACCUUGUUCACAGUAGCACUUUCAAACCAUGCUGAGAGAUUGCAGCUAAAAAGGAUUUUCAUUCACAUGAAUUGAUUUUUGUGCACUGUGAAAUCUUGUGUAGAAAUGUUGGAACAUCCCCAGAAGAGCUUGUUUUUGCUUUACAGUACAUGAGUGCAUCUGGUCCAUGUAUGGUGUAUCAACUUUUCUUCAUAAAUUAGUCUGCAGAUGCAGAGCAGAUUCCUGCUGGUGCAAACUAUUCCUGCCCCAUCUUCUUCAGUUCAGAUCCUUUACUUUGAAAGGAUCUUCUCUGUGCUCUUUGGGUUUCCCUUGACGAGCGUUGGUUUCUAUCUGUGCAUCUUGUAUGUUUUCAGCGAACUGGAAGAAAGAGCUAUGUAGUUCAGAUUAAAUUGCUAUAUAGCAAAGCCUAAUUAAUUUAGUGGCUUACUUUGUAGGGAAAUGGGGAUCAUAUGGGACUUCAGAGCUACAAACCAAAUUCUUAUUCUUUCAUGUUUUUGCGUUUGAGGAAGACCUUCACCUAAAAGUGAGUUUUCUUUUUGAGGCUUUUUUUGGGCAGUGCUAUAGGUUAGAACACUUGAUUUUUUACCUUUUCAAAAAUUUUCAAGGAUAAAUGGAGAUCUAUCAUUUAAGAAGUC